Pelecanus crispus (Dalmatian pelican) is the source of this 710-nucleotide messenger RNA. The record is from RefSeq and is a predicted model, not a curated record. Lineage: Eukaryota; Metazoa; Chordata; Aves; Pelecaniformes; Pelecanidae.
GCUGCAGGCUCGCAUCGCUCACAGAAUCCAGGAGCUGGAAAACCUUCCUGGCUCCCUGGCUGGUGACCUGAGAACCAAAGCUACCAUUGAACUUAAAGCACUAAGGCUGCUUAAUUUUCAGCGACAGCUGCGUCAGGAGGUCGUGGUGUGCAUGAGGCGAGACACGGCCUUGGAAACGGCCCUGAACGCCAAGGCGUACAAGCGCAGCAAGCGGCAGUCCCUGCGCGAGGCUCGCAUCACCGAGAAGCUGGAGAAGGAAUACCUCAAUAGCAUUCUCCAGCACGCUAAAGAUUUCAAGGAAUACCAUCGCUCCGUCACAGGCAAAAUUCAAAAGCUGACCAAGGCGGUGGCUACUUACCACGCCAACACGGAGCGCGAGCAGAAGAAGGAAAACGAGAGGAUCGAGAAGGAGAGAAUGCGCCGUUUGAUGGCUGAAGAUGAGGAGGGGUACCGCAAGCUCAUCGAUCAGAAGAAGGACAAGCGCUUGGCCUACCUGCUGCAGCAGACGGACGAGUACGUAGCCAACCUGACGGAGCUGGUGCGGCAGCACAAAGCCGCGCAGGUGGCCAAGGAGAAGAAGAAGAAAAAGAAAAAGAAGAAGGCAGAGAACGCGGAAGGGCAGACUCCGGCGAUCGGACCAGAUGGCGAACCGCUGGACGAGACGAGCCAGAUGAGCGACCUCCCUGUCAAAGUGAUCCACGUGGAGAGCG